Molecule: messenger RNA, 1164 nt
Organism: Miscanthus lutarioriparius
Lineage: Eukaryota; Viridiplantae; Streptophyta; Magnoliopsida; Poales; Poaceae
Source: the annotation of a GenBank genome assembly
AUGGCGUCUAGCCGCUGGCAGCGGCAGCAGCCUCGUCUGGUUCGGGUCGUCGUGACGGCGGCGCUGAUGAUCAUGGCCAUGGCGACGACAGCAGCGGCGCUGGAGGACGACGACGUCGGCUACGACGCCGGCAGCGUGGGGUUCGACGAGGGGUUCUCGCCGCUGUUCGGGGAGGCCAACAUGGAGCGGUCCGCCGACGGGCGCGGCGUCCGGCUGACGCUGAACCGCUACUCCGGCUCCGGGUUCAUCUCCAAGCACUACUACCACCACGGCUUCUUCAGCGCCGACGUCACCCUGCCCAAGGACCACACCGCCGGAGUCGUCGUCGCCUUCUAUUUGUCCAACGGCGACGUGUUCGACAAGACGCACGACGAGCUGGACUUCGAGUUCCUCGGCAACCGGCGGCGCCACGAGUGGCGUCUGCAGACCAACGUGUACGGCAACGGCAGCACGGACCGCGGCCGCGAGGAGCGGUACCUGAUGCCCUUCGACCCGACGGCGGCGGCGCACCGCUUCUCCAUCCUCUGGUCCUCCCGCGCCGUCAUCUUCUAUGUGGACGGCGUGGCCAUCCGCGAGGUGCCCCGGUCGGCCGCCAUGGCCGGGGACUACCCGUCCAAGCCCAUGGCCGUGUACGCCACCAUCUGGGACGGAUCCACCUGGGCCACCGACAACGGCCGGUACAAGGUGAACUACCGCCGCGGCCCCUUCACGGCCGAGUUCUCGGGACUGGUGAUCCGCGGCUGCCCCGCCGCGGACACCGCCGACGGCAACGGCCAGGGACAGAGCGGAAGUGACCACGUGGCGAUGCUGCUGGGGGCCGCUGACCGCGACCGGGACGCCUGCGCCGGCGCCGAGUUCGAGCUCAUGACGGCGGGCUACGCCAUCAUGACGCCGCGGAAGCGGUCGGAGAUGCGGCGGUGGCGCCGGCGCCAGAUGCUAUACACGGUGUGCUACGACACCAACCGGUACCCGGCGCCGUUCCCCGAGUGCGACGUGAACGUGGCGGAGCGCCAGAUGUUCUGGGAGUGGGGCGAGUCCAAGGUCGUCCGCCCCCGCGUCCGCGGCCGCUCCGGGGGCAAGCGCCGCCAGCAGGUCGCGGCCGGGACCACUGCGAGUGCGACGACGCCGGCGCCGCGGCUGGUGUCACUGCAGCAGGCCGACUGA